GUCUCCAAAAGACAAGCAACACAUUCCCUCAAACCCAACUACAUGAACUUCGAAUCAAUCAAUAGCCUGGACCUCAAUGGGGCCUUUAAAAUUGCCAAUUUGGCUGUGGCUGUGUUAACUGCGUUGUCAGGAUUAUCCCAGUUGUUCCAUGGAUUCCAAUCUUUUAUCAUCGGGAUAUACUUAGUGGCAUUUGGUGCCGGAAUUGGGUUUCUUGAAUUCAGAGUUCCUGCUGAAGCGUAUGCGUACGGAUCAUUCAUGUUCUCUUUUAUCGGAAGAGGAGUGUUCUACACAUUUUUGAGUGCCAGUAUCAGGGGCCACAGCAUCUUCCGGUUGUUGGCGGCGUUGAUUGUGUUUCUCGUGGGAGUGGUGUACAUUGCGUUAGAAGCAAUUCCAAGUAUCUCGCCUCCUGACAACAUGAACACUGAAGGAAUUUCCAUCGGUAAUGAAGAAGACAUUAUCUAGUGAAUGAGACUCACCCGGGGUCAAACAGAAGUAGCCCAGUACUAUAUCUUUCUUUAAUCUAAAAUACCAUAUUUCCAGCUGCAAA
Messenger RNA from Yamadazyma tenuis ATCC 10573, 547 nucleotides. Lineage: Eukaryota; Fungi; Ascomycota; Pichiomycetes; Serinales; Debaryomycetaceae. The record is from RefSeq and is a predicted model, not a curated record.